This is a messenger RNA of Brassica oleracea var. oleracea, 1832 nucleotides long. Its product is annotated as beta-glucosidase 29-like. Gene Ontology annotation, molecular function: beta-glucosidase activity. The transcript is spliced from 13 exons. The record is from RefSeq and is a predicted model, not a curated record. NCBI's taxonomy places the organism in Eukaryota, Viridiplantae, Streptophyta, Magnoliopsida, Brassicales, Brassicaceae. Bases 44 to 1810 code for a protein of 588 amino acids. Gene Ontology annotation, biological process: carbohydrate metabolic process.
AGUAAACCACGAACCUUUGAAAUCAGAUACCCAGAAAAUAAGAAUGAAAUUACCUUUUCUCAUUCUCCUUCUGAUAACGACGUGGUUUACAAAUAACGUUAUUUCUCAUUCUCCUGAAUCUCGACUACUUGAUAGAAGUGAUUUUCCAGAUGAUUUCAUUUUUGGAACUGCAACGUCGGCCUUUCAGACCGAAGGUGCAACUAGUGUAGGUGGAAAAUCCCCAACUAUUUGGGAUUACUUCACCCACACUUUUCUAGAAAGAACCAAUAUGCAGAAUGCAGAUGUGGCAGUCGAUUUUUAUCAUCGUUAUAAGGAUGACAUCAAAUUGCUGAAAGAGCUAAAUAUGGACUCUUUCAGAUUUUCAAUUUCGUGGGCUAGGUUAAUACCCAGUGGAAAGGUAGAGGAUGGAGUAAAUAAAGAAGGGUUACAGUUCUAUAACGCUCUCAUCGACGAACUUCUUGCUCAUGGCAUUCAACCUUCGGUGACUCUCUAUCACUGGGACCAUCCUCAAGCUCUUGAGGACGAGUAUGGUGGUUUCUUAAGCCCUCAAAUAAUAGAAAAUUUUCGAAAUUUUGCAAGAGUUUGUUUUGAAAACUUCGGCGAUAAAGUUAAGAUGUGGACAACUAUAAAUGAACCAUCCGUUAUAAGUAUUGCGGGGUAUGACACGGGCAACAAAGCAGUUGGAAGGUGCUCGAAAUGGGUGAAUAGUAAGUGUCAAGCCGGUGACUCGGCAACCGAGCCUUACAUUGUAUCACAUCAUCUUCUUCUUUCUCAUGCAGCGGCAGUACAAGAGUUCCGAAAAUGUAACAAGACUUCAAAAGAUGGUAAGAUUGGGAUUGUGAUAUCGCCUCCGUGGCUUGAACCUUACGACUUCACUUCAUCUGCCGACAAACAUGCUGUUGAACGAGGCCUUACCGUAGAAAUAGAUUGGCAUCUAGAUCCGGUAGUUUACGGCGAUUAUCCAAAAAUCAUGAAAAAACACGCCGGUAGCAGAUUACCUUCUUUCACAGCAGAACAGUCAAAGAUGUUAAGAAAUUCAUAUGACUUCAUUGGAAUAAACUAUUACACUGCACGCUUCGUCGCUCAUCGUCCUCACAUUGACCCUGCACUGCGUCGAUUCAGGACUGAUCAUCAAUUUGAGAGGAAAGAAAAAAAUCAUAGUAACCACCUAAUUGGACCAGGGGAAAAUCGAGGCGUACUCUACUACUCGUACCCAGAAGGUUUUCGAAGACUUCUAAACUACGUUAAAGAUAAAUACAAUAAUCCUAUCGUCUAUAUAAAAGAAAACGGAAUCAAUGACUACGAUGACGGUACAAAAUCACGAGAUGAGAUUCUCAACGAUACAUUUAGGAUAAGCUAUCAUACGGACCACCUUCAACAACUCCAUAAAGCUAUAAUAGAUGAUGGAUGUGACGUCAGAGGAUAUUACACGUGGUCGUUACUAGACAACUUUGAGUGGGAGCAUGGAUACUCUACUAGAUUCGGUCUUUACUACAUUGACCGCGAAAACGAUCUUAAACGGUAUCCUAAAGAUUCCGUCCACUGGUUCAAACAGUUUCUCAAUAGACCGGUGCUAAAAAGUGAACAAACAGAGAAUGAAGAAGGUUGGAAGGAAGAAAAUAAUAACAACACUUUGGAUGAUUCAGAAGGUUUUGAGACAUCGAUUGAUUCUAUUAUAAAUCUCAUGACAAACACAUCGAGAAUAGAAGAAGAGGGAAAUGAUAUUUGCGCUUUUGAGAAUCCUAAUGAUCAGCUCGGUUUCUUGUUGGGGCCGCAAAAGUUAUUUGGAACUCUAGAGAACCUUUUGUGAACGAGACUCUUAGACUUUGAAC